AGCUCCUUGUGUCUCCCACCCUAGAGAAAUAAGGCAUCUCUACAACGCUGCAAGCACCAUCUUCAACGAUCAUCGCUCGCAAUGGAUCAAAUCGACCUAAAAAGCGGUUUCAACCCACAAACCAAAACCUUCCACAGCCUAAGAUCGCCCAUUAAUCUUCCCCCAGAAAACGCCCCAUUAAACGCAGCUACCUAUGCUCUCUCACUUCAAUCGGCUUCUCCAUGGUCUAACCCCAUCGCUUUAAUCGACUCCGCCACCGGCCGACGGGUUGCGUACUCGGAGUUCGCCAACCGAACCCAGUCACUAGCCUCUUAUCUUCAGAGGGUAGUAAAGCUCUCCAAAGGAGACACCGCUUUUGUUCUCUGUGCAAACAGUAUACGAGUUCCCAUUCUUUACUUCUCGCUUCUUUCCAUCGGCGUCGUUAUCUCUCCGGCGAACCCAAUCAGCUCUGGCUCGGAAAUUUUCCGUCAAGUGGAGGUAUCGAAGCCAGUGAUUGCAUUUUCCACCUCAUCAACUGCCCACAAGCUCCCCAAGCUCCGUUACGAAACGAUUAUAAUUGACUCGCCCGAGUUCGACUCAAUGACUAGUACAAAACAUGAGACGGACUCGGUGGAAGUGAGUCAGCACGAUUUGGCAGCAAUCUUGUACUCGUCCGGUACUACGGGCAGGACCAAAGGCGUGAUGUUGACACACCGGAAUCUAAUAGGAGUAGUCAGCGGCUACCAUGGGGUUAAAGAAGAGAGAAAAUCGCCGGCGGUGGCACUGUACCCGGUACCGUAUUCCCACGUGUUUGGGUUUUUCUACUGCUUGAAGUCUGUGGCCGUGAGCGAGACGGUAGUGGUGAUAGGGAGGUUUGACGUGAGGAAGAUGGUUAAGGCUGUGGAGGAGUUCAGAGUGACCCACUUGUCGGUGGUUCCGCCGGUUGUAGUAGCCAUGACAAAAGGUGAUAUAGUGGACGGCUUUGACUUGAGGUCGCUGGAGCGGGUGGCUUCCGGUGCUGCUCCGCUGGGGAAGGAAGUUAUCGCCGUGUUCAAACAGAGGUUCCCUGGCAUUAUGCUCUCCCAGGGUUAUGGACUGACCGAAUCAACGGGGGCAGUUUUUGGGUUGUUACGUCCCGAAGAAUGUCUCAAUUGGGGCUCAGCUGGAAGGCUUUUUCCUCAUUGUGAAGCAAAAAUUGUUGAUCCAACCACGGGGGAUGCCUUGCUUCCAUCCCAACAAGGCGAAAUUUGGCUCAGAGGGCCUACCAUAAUGAAAGGUUAUAUCAACGAUCCAGAAGCAACUUUAUCUACUUUGGUAUCCGAUGGAUGGUUGAGGACCGGUGAUCUCGGUUACAUUGACAAGGAUGGUUACCUAUAUGUUAUCGAUAGGCUUAAGGAAUUGAUCAAGUACAAGGGAUUUCAGGUACCUCCGGCAGAAUUGGAACAACUGCUUCAAUCCCAUCCAGAGAUCACAGAUGCGGCAGUGAUACCAUACCCUGAUGAAGAAGCUGGCGAGUUACCAAUGGCAUUUGUGGUUAGACAGACUGGGAGCAGCCUCAGCGACGCAGAAAUCAUUGAUUUUGUUGCUAAACAGGUAGCACCAUACAAGAAAAUAAGGAGGGUAGCGUUUGUUGAUUCCAUCCCCAAGACUGCAGCAGGAAAAAUAUUGAGAAGGGAGCUGAAGAAGAUUGCUCUCCCAGUCCCAGGAUCCUCCUCCAAAUUAUGAUCCUAAUUCGUUUCUUCAAAGCUUCUUAAUUAUGAUUAUCCACAAAUUACUCUAAGCAGGUGCAAGUGGCUGAAUCAAAUUAAUUUGAGGUGAUAUUCUAUAAUUAACUCCCUUUUUUUUUUUAUUUAGAACUCGUGUAUCAAUAUUAAUAUGUAUUUAUUUGUUUAAAAUUUUAUCAUAUUGUGUAAAGUAAUACUGUUAAAAACCAUUGUAUUUAUAGCAUUGCUGCUUAACUAAAUAACUAAAUAAAUAAUUGAUAUGAUA
Messenger RNA from Rubroshorea leprosula, 1968 nucleotides. NCBI's taxonomy places the organism in Eukaryota, Viridiplantae, Streptophyta, Magnoliopsida, Malvales, Dipterocarpaceae. The record is from the annotation of a GenBank genome assembly.